AUGUUUGUAAAAUCCGACUUGGGCAUCGACGGUCAAUGGAAAUCUACUGGCGGAGAAGUAAAGAAAUUCACGAGUAAAAGCUUUACGUUGAAGUGGCACGGUAAAACAAAGCAAAAGCUCGUUGUAAUUCAAGAUGAUGAGAAUGAAAGCCUUCAAGAGAAACUUGUGAAAUCCGCCACGUUGGGUAAUUUCAAAGGUCAUGAUGUAGGACAACGCAGUGAAAACAUUGGAAACAAAAACACGCUCGAAGGCGUUCAGAAGUCGACAUCAUUGUCGAACGAUGACAAAGACAAAGACAAAAACAAGGCAGAAAACCAAACUGUAGCGGUCAACUUCCCGACCGAAGUGCCCCUAGCUGAAAAUGAUCUGAAAUUUACUAAUUCUGUAUGUUGUUGUCGUGAAGUCGUGUCACAACUCAAGCGUAUCGAAGGUGAUAUACAGCAACUUAAAAACCGAACUGAUUCUUAUGAAGGAAAAGAAAAUUCACGGCCAUGUAAAUUUAACACAUGUGAAAGCGAAAAGGCUAAUCUGAGAAACAACCUGGAAGAAGCAAACAACAUAAUAAAAGAUCUGAGAGCGAAAGUUGAAUAUUUAGAGCACGAGAAGGUCAAUCUCGCUACGGCCUUGGCUCUUCAACAAAAGGACUAUCAAGCUUGUUUGAAUAACUUAAACCAACCGAAUAACAUUACAGCUGAAAUGUCUAAUAAUUUCUAAACCGUGCAGAAAACUAAAAGCAGCGAUCGAAAGCAGCAAGCAGAUAUAAUUCCAUCAAGUUCCCACAUGCUCAAUAUAGAAAACCGGUUUCUAACCCUGAGCGAUACCUUGGAUAAUGAGUCACAAACAGAGUCUACUGUUCCGCACAAUCUUUCCAAGCGUUAUGAAACAAAGCCUGUAAACAACCAAGAAGAAUCUACGGGUGAGCAUCAAAACAAGCAACAAAAUCUUAAAACGCGUGAAAUCGGUUCGGAUAUCAUUGUUAUUGGCGACUCAAUAAUUAAAAAUAUUCAACCAAGGAAGCUCAGUAGGAAGAAGGUACAUAAGUACACAUUCCCAGGAAAAACCGCCGAAGAAAUCGAAAAGGAGAUCAAUUUCGAUAGUCUAAAAGCAAUCCCAUCUCACGUAAUUGUACAUGCUGGGACAAACAACCUGCCUCUAGAAUCUGCUUCCGAAUGUGCUCAGAAAAUUGAGAAGCUUGCUGCGAAAGUAAAGUCACAAUUUCCCUACUCGAAAAUUGGUCUAUCAGGCCUAACGGCGCGGCGAGAUAUUGCUAUGUCUGAAAAGAUUGAUGAGGUUAAUAAGGGCCUGUUCAUAUGAUCCCACUUACCGGGACGUCUCGCUUACCGAGACGAAUAUUUCCGUGCGUUCAUAUGGAGUAUUUCGUCCCGCUUGCCGAGAUGAAAUUACAUUGUAGUUCUAUAAUUAGCGUAUGCAAAACUUCUACAUUUCAGUCAAGCAACACAAAUACUUGGCGAUUUUAGUGUUUUUCUUCGUUUAUUUACAAGAAAAAGUAUUGCUUCAGGUGGUUAUUUAAUACUUGUUUACAAAACAAACAUAAAACCAAGUAAAAAGUGUUAAAUUAAACCGGCAAGACUUGUUUCACUUCAUCCCGGUAAGCGGGCUGGCGUGUUCAUAUGGAAAAAUUUUCAUCCCGCCUACCUAUGAUCUCGGCAAAUUCAAACGAGAUCUCGGCAAGCGGGCCAGCUCGCUUUCUCAUAUGAACACAAUGCAAAAUUUUAUAGGAAAAUAGAUAGGCGGCGAGAUCAUCGGUAAGCGAGACGUCCCGGUAAGCGGGAUCAUAUGAACAGGCCCUAAGGAGCUUCAGCAUAUUUGUAUGCAACUGGAUGUCUCGUUUAUUGACAAUACGACUAUAGAUGACACAUGCCUAAAUGGAAGUAAGCUUCAUCUAAAUGCGAAGGGCUCGGCUAUUCUAGCAGUCCAUUUUAUCAAAUUUCUCAAGGGGGGCAGUGCAUCAACCUCUCCAAGUAAACGAAGGCAAAACUACGAGGAUUUUCAGCGAUCGGCAAUUCUGAAACUUGGAGAACUGUUAAAGAUAAUUGUCCCUCCAGACAAGGGCACCCGCACCCGCAGAAGGAAAUAAUAUCGGACUCAAUGUAUCGGACAGUACUCUUCUCGGAGACAACGAACCAAAUAGGUAA
This is a messenger RNA of Paramuricea clavata, 2156 nucleotides long. Lineage: Eukaryota; Metazoa; Cnidaria; Anthozoa; Malacalcyonacea; Plexauridae. The record is from the annotation of a GenBank genome assembly.